This is a messenger RNA of Diversispora eburnea, 1245 nucleotides long. Lineage: Eukaryota; Fungi; Glomeromycota; Glomeromycetes; Diversisporales; Diversisporaceae. The record is from the annotation of a GenBank genome assembly.
AUGGCCCGACUUAUUAUUGAUAAAAAAGAUUAUGGAAUUCAUUCUUUCUUAGUGCAAUUACGUGGUGAAGGGCAUAAACCAUUACCAGGAAUUGAAAUUGGUGAUAUUGGACCGAAGUUAGGGUAUAAUAAUAUUGAUAAUGGUUUUCUUCGCUUUACCAAAGUUCGAAUUCCACGUACAAACAUGUUAAUGAAAUUUUCCAAAGUUUCACCUUCUGGAAUUUAUUCUACACCACCUCAUGCGAAAAUGGUAUAUGGUACAUUAAUAGAUGGUCGUGCUGAUAUUAUUUCAAAGGCUGCUUAUUAUCUGACUGCCAUAUUAACAAUAGCUAUAAGAUAUUCAAUUAUUCGUAAACAAGGAAAUAAAUUUUCAAGUCAAGAUGAAUUCCAAAUAAUUGAUUAUCAAUCUCAACAAUAUAAAUUAUUUAAUGGAUUAUCAAGAUCAUAUACUUUUUUAUUUACCAGUAGAUUUAUAAAUAAUUUGUAUAUUGAAAAUAUUACUAAAAUGGAAAAAGGGGAUGUUACUCUUUGUACUGAAUUGGUAUGCGAAUCAAUGGAAGAUGCUAGACGUUGUUUUCAACAAGGGAAAUUUACUGGUGGUAUUCAAUUGAGUUAUUUGAUGGAUUUUGAUAAAAUUUUAUAUAAGAAAUUCCCCGCAAAUGUUAAAGAAGAACAUAUUUUACAUCCUGAAUCACAAAUUGAAGCUUUAAAGCAUCGAUAUAUAUCUCUUUUAUCAAAUUUAUCUUCCUCCUUGGAAAAAUCAUCUCGAAUUCAUCCUAAUAACAAUAAUAAUACUCUAAAAGAAGCAGAAGCCAAAUCUGAACAUAUGAUUGAUAUAAUCAAUGUUUCCCGUGCUUAUUGUUAUUUCAUUCUGUUAUUUAAUGCUCAUCAAGGUUUACAAUCUGUUAAAAAAGAACAUCCAUUAUUAUAUCCUUCUUUAAGAAGUUUAAUUGAUUUAUUUUUUAUUAAUGUUGUUUUAUCUCAAUUUGGGGAAUUUUUGAUUACAGGUUAUUAUAAUUCAUAUCAUAUUAAUCUCUUAAAAAAUUUACAAAAAGAAUUAUUGAAAAAGAUAAGAGUUGAUGCUAUAGGAUUAGUUGAUGCAUGGGAAUUUAGUGAUAAUAUGUUAAAUAGUGCGUUAGGAAGAUAUGAUGGAAAUGUAUAUGAAGAAAUGUAUAAACGAGUAAAGAUGGAUCCAUUAAAUUUGAAACAUGAGAAAGGAAUAUAUGUUGGUUAUAAUGAGUUGUAA